GGAACUUUGGUUUGACGCAUCCCACAUCUCUUUUGCUCACUUGCGCCUGAUACCACAAACCAAUUACGAGAAUGAGUAUGUGCCUCCAAAACCUACCCUCGCGCCAUGGUGUGCGACCAUUCCAGUCCGUUCACUGCGUGCGCCACACGAUUGGUCGCCUUCCUGGCUUCCUGCGCGUUCGCGCUUCGGGCGAGCCCAGCGCACCUACAAAGCCGAAGCCAAAGCAGUCGUUCAACAUCAAGGGUAAAGAGGAUGCGGUGCAGAUGCGGGCUGAGGCCGAGGCUCCAUUCCGGUCGCUCCGGAUGGUGCUGUGUGGCUUUUCGGUGGUCUCCGCUGGCUUGGGUUUCCUCAUCUCCAUCCCCCAGCUGAUUGGGGCGCUGGGGGGCGCCCGCAGCGCUCUGCCGCUGGAGCAAGUGGAGCAGAACCUGGCCAUUAACGCCGCCGCGGUCGGCAUAUUCGCUUACUUCUUCUACCAGGAUUGGAAGGCCCGGGAAAAGCAGAUUGCCCGCCUCACUCGUGAGGAGACGCUGGGGUCACUGCCCAUCCGGCUCAGCUCGGGCAAGAUGCUCUCGCUGAACGACCUCCGCGGCACGGCGCGUGUGGUGCUGGCGGCAGGGACACGUGCGCAGGUUGCGGCGGCGCUGCGCGAGGCGGAGCCGUUGCGCGAGGAGCUGCAGAAGCGCGGCGUGCUGGUAGUGCCGCUGCCCAUCUUUGAUGACAGCGAGGCGGAAACGGCGGCGGCGGCCGAGGCGGCGGCGGCGGGCACAGCCAACCGCGACGUGCUGCCGGCGCUGACGCUAGAGGACCAGCGCUGGCGCGCGGAGCCGCUGCGGCUGGCGGACUGGAAGUCCUGGUUUGAGCAGCAGCUGUCGUUCAGCGCCAAGGCCAAGCCGGAGAACGGGUUGUUUGUGGGCCUGCGGCUCGAUGGGCGUGUGCGCUCCAGCGGCAGCGGCAGUCCGCCCUGGCGGCGCUACGCACUGGAGCUGGCGCCGCUCGAGGGCGACAAGGCCUGGACCGGCUUCUUCGACGGCUUUGAUGGCCGCGUGUAGGCGAUACUACUUGAACUCCACGCUGUGAUACACUGGUUGUAUCAUUUGAGCAAGGCAGGCGGUGUGGAACUUUAUGGUGCGCAGCAAGGUGCGCAUGUGCGUAGAGAGACGGGCAUUGUGGCAUACGCGAAGCCACAGAGGUGUCGGCUCUGAGGCCGCCAGGCAUGUGUGGGAGUUCUUUCGCAGCAGGGAUGCAGAAAUCAAGCCUUGUGGCCACCCAUUUUUGUAGCCUUAGGCGGGGGGACCAGCAUACUGGCGCAAACCGCGACUGCUACGUAUUAGUAUUUGUUAAUGCCUAUUGCAUGUAAAUAGGCGGCGGGGAAAAUUCGGGCGGAGCGAGAGGUGCCUUCGCACGUCGGCGUGGGGCUGAGGGUGCACGUGUUGAUUGGCGGCGAGUGACGUGACUAGUUUGUUAGCUGCGGGUUAGCACGGACUGUGCACCCCACCCAACCGGCCAUGUCCGGAUUUGCGGGGAUGCCAAAGGCCCCCAACAUAGAGGCGUGUGCUUAGUAGGCGCCCGCGUCAAGGUGGCUGGGUUGAUAACGACCCGGGAUCAGCCCUUUUCCUGCCUACCUAAGGCAGCGACCUCCUUGUUGUAGGGUCACGUUAUUAGGCAUAAGGUGAUGUGCAAUCGACUUGUGAAGCAGGCCUUCCUGUGUGAGACGCACAGUAGAGGUAUCUGUGCUGUUUUUGCAGCGGCGGAUCUGCGGGGCUCGAUGACUACGGCAGUGUUGCCCGUUGGCCCACCAGACCUGCCCAGACACACGCUGGUCUCAGGGCCUGCGUUCUUGAUCUUGGGGCGGACCAGACACAGCUGAUGAUGCAUUUAUGUGGGCACGGGUGGGAGCCACACACAUCGGGACUACGCUUUCCUGCCCCUUGCCAUGUUCCAUCACGAGCUGAUGAUGCGUUCUGUUCAGGGCAUUGCCCUGCGUGGAAUUGCGCUCUGAUCUUGUUGCUGUCGCCGUCUGCUUUGCAAGCGCGUGCUGCGGAGCGUGA
This is a messenger RNA of Chlamydomonas reinhardtii, 2048 nucleotides long. RefSeq lists its product as uncharacterized. Lineage: Eukaryota; Viridiplantae; Chlorophyta; Chlorophyceae; Chlamydomonadales; Chlamydomonadaceae. Bases 72 to 1049 code for a protein of 325 amino acids. The transcript has 8 exons. The record is from RefSeq and is a predicted model, not a curated record.